Syngnathoides biaculeatus (alligator pipefish) is the source of this 2325-nucleotide messenger RNA. RefSeq names its product vascular cell adhesion protein 1-like. Gene Ontology annotation, biological process: cell adhesion. Gene Ontology annotation, molecular function: integrin binding. The record is from RefSeq and is a predicted model, not a curated record. Bases 426 to 1529 code for a protein of 367 amino acids. NCBI's taxonomy places the organism in Eukaryota, Metazoa, Chordata, Actinopteri, Syngnathiformes, Syngnathidae. The transcript has 5 exons.
GGAAGUUUGUACCCUGCCACCCUCUUUGAACUCCAAACCAAAUACCAAAGUAAGAGUGGGAUUUACAGGAGCCCGCAUGGGAGCUAGAUAAGGCCUGUGUGAGCGCUUGCGAUUAAACUCCUCUUCUGAGUGAGUAUUAGUCAUCCUGUGUUGAGAUGGAUCAGAAUUCCCCUCAAAAAGACCCCACUAUUCCGGGUUUCCCGUGCGUGCUCAUUGGCUCUCUUCAGUCAUGUGAUCACGUUGACCCAUGGAGGCAUUCUUUCAGUGCUCUGUCUGAUCUGGUUGUCUCACUCAUAAAGGAAGCCAGAGGGUUCUUACCAUCAUCAACUGGUGUUCGCUCGCAGUUUUCCCUCUCAGGCGAGACGCUACAUAGCAUUUUUUUUCAUUUCUUUUUUAGCAGUCACCUCUAAAAAAAUCAGGAAAUAAUGUUCUCCUGUUACAUAUUUUUGUCUGUUCUUUCUCUGUCUGGAUUUCUGGGCGACUUCCAUGUGUUCGGCUGCGAUGAAAACUGCCCAGACAAGCCUGUUUUCAGUCCGUCCAGGCUGGUGGUGGAGUUUGGCACCUCGACGUCUGCCAACUGCUCCGUUUGCCGGGAAGAUUGCCUUGGCAAGUUUUCCGGUUUGGAACAUUCAACCGGCAGGUUCCAAAAAAACGAGACCACCUAUUUGUGGACGGCGGAAAAAAUUAACACGUGGACGUCGUCCAUCUUGUGCUAUUACAACAAAGGGAAGGACUUGCAGUGCUGCAGCAUCCUGCCCAUCAUCGUUUACCAGUUUCCCACAAAGGUCGAGGUGGGCUUCCGCAAUCACGACGGGCCGAUGCUGGAGGGUCAACAAUACCAGCUGUACUGCCGCGUUGAGAAAGUUGCUCCGCUCAGAAACGUUAUUGUGACCCUCUACCAAGGGGAAACCGUGCUGGGCCAGUACCACCCAAAGUACAACAAUGAGAACAAACCGUCCAACAUGACCUUCAUGAACGUCUUCAACGCCACCAAAGAAAAUGACGGAGCCCGAUAUAAGUGCGUAGCUCGGCUGGACCUGGAACAUGACGUGGCGCUCAACGACACAAUAUCUAAUAUUGUCACCGCCACCGUUUACUAUAAGCCUCAACUCGUCGGACCCGCCGGUGGACCGGUAAGCCUCACGGUGGGUGACCCCCUUCACCUCAACUGCUCCGCCGAGGGAAACCCGAGACCCUCAGUCACGUGGAUACUCCCGUCGGCCGCCCCUUCUGAUUUCCACGGCGAAGUCUUCUCAGUGGACUCGGUCGCCACGGAGCAUAAAGGACAAUACGUCUGUUCUAUUAACAACACCGUGGGAACGGCCACUGUUAAGUUCUACGUGGAGGUACACAUCAACUACACGCCUAUUAUUUUAGCCGCCAUAGCGGCGCUUGUCGGACUCGCGACCCUCACCGUCAUCUUGCUGUACGUCCAUUACUACAGACUGAGCCGGACUGGGGAGUACAGGCUGAAGGACGUGUUGCGUUUUCGCACCCCGCACGUCGCCCUGCCCGCUGGGGAGUUGUAAGGGGGAACGGUAAAGGGUGGGGGGGAGGCGGUUGCUGUUUCUCUAAACUGUGCAUGUAUUUGUGCAAUUUACUGAAGUCACUGUGUGUUUGAAUUCUUGUCGUGUGUGUGGGUUCUACACGAGUGCUGUUUGUUUUGAAAGUCAUCGAAUGUAGUACGAAUAUUUGGAGGCGCACUGAGGUGCAUUUAUUUGUGCGCGACCCGUACAGUGAUGAUGCCUUGAGAUACGAGUGAGGCAUCUUAAGACAAUUUCACUAUACUAACAGGCAUAUUUUCUUUAUCUUCUGCGAAAAACGACAAAUAUUACCGCAGCUUCCUGAAGAGUGGUGACUUCUCCUCUGUAUCGUGAUUACAAAGUAUCAUACUGCCCCCAUGUGGCCAAGGCACACACAUCAGAAGGAGCCACACAAUUACGCCGCACAAACUGGCUUAUUUUUUAGAUGCUACUUAAUUAUUUUAACGCAGUUUUCUUAAAUAAUGCACAGUAUUAUAGAUUUCUAUUUUCUUAAUUUAAAAAAACAUGUUACAAACACUCAUAUCGCAAGGCACUGCUCGAGAUGACAACGUAUAUUAUGUUAAUAGUUUGGCAUUCGUGAAUUUGUCUGGCGUUUGUUACUUUCUUGGGGGGGGGGUCACUUAUUUGCUGUUUCUAUGUUCAGGCUGAAACCAUGUGUAAUAUAAAAUUUGUGCUUUGGUGCCAUCUGGCACCUCUAUAAGCAAUUCUAAACUUUAUAUGUGGAUAUCAAGUAGUUACAGAUUAGAGCUAUUUUGUUAAAAAAAUGCAGUUCACUUUAAAU